This is a messenger RNA of Aspergillus homomorphus CBS 101889, 2882 nucleotides long. RefSeq names its product bifunctional aminoimidazole ribotide synthase/glycinamide ribotide synthase (gene ade1). The coding region runs from base 96 to 2546 and encodes 816 amino acids. Gene Ontology annotation, cellular component: cytosol. Lineage: Eukaryota; Fungi; Ascomycota; Eurotiomycetes; Eurotiales; Aspergillaceae. The transcript is spliced from 4 exons. Gene Ontology annotation, molecular function: metal ion binding; phosphoribosylformylglycinamidine cyclo-ligase activity; phosphoribosylamine-glycine ligase activity. Gene Ontology annotation, biological process: adenine biosynthetic process; 'de novo' IMP biosynthetic process. The record is from RefSeq and is a predicted model, not a curated record.
CUCGUGGGUUGUCCAAUUUCUUCCCCUUUUACUUUGCGCAGGUCGCUUACUAGGUUCACUUGAGCCCACUGCGCCCUCUUCCCUCUUCCCUCAUCAUGACUACCGAGCAGUUGCGCGUGCUCAUUGUCGGCAAUGGCGGUCGUGAACAUGCACUGGCCUGGAAAUUGAGCCAGUCGCCUCGCGUCGACACCGUCUUCGUCGCUCCCGGAAACGGCGGUACCGGCAGCGGUGCCUCGGACAAGAUCCAGAACGCCAACGUUAAGGGCGAUGAUUAUCCCGGACUGGUAGCAUUUGCGCAGCAGAACGGCGUGAACCUCGUCGUGCCUGGUCCCGAGGCUCCCCUUGUGGACGGUAUCCAAGGUUAUUUCCAGGCUGUCGGCAUUCGAUGCUUCGGUCCCUCCAAAGCCGCCGCCCGUAUGGAGGGCUCAAAGACUUUCUCUAAAGACUUCAUGAAGCGCCACAACAUCCCCACUGCCGCCUAUGAGAACUUUUAUGAAUAUGAGCCCGCUCGCCAGUACCUCGACUCUGUCUCCCAUCAGGUCGUCAUCAAGGCCGACGGCCUGGCCGGUGGUAAGGGCGUCAUCAUUCCCACCACUAAGGAGGAGGCUCACCAGGCCCUCCGUGAGAUGAUGGUUGAGAACCAGUUUGGCAAGGCCGGCAGCGAGGUCGUCAUCGAGGAGUACCUCGAAGGCGAUGAGCUCAGUGUUCUCACCUUUUCUGAUGGCUACACCAUCCGUUCUCUCCCCGCUGCCCAGGAUCACAAGCGCAUCUUCGACGGAGACCAGGGCCCCAACACCGGUGGCAUGGGUUGCUACGCCCCGACUCCUAUUUCCUCCAAGGCCGUGCUGGACGUGAUUGACCGCACCAUCGUGCAGCCGUCGGUUGACGGCAUGAGAAGAGAUGGGUUCCCUUUUGUCGGUAUCCUCUUUACCGGUCUGAUGAUGACCAAGGACGGUCCUAAGGUCCUCGAGUACAACGUUCGCGGCGGUGACCCCGAGACUCAAACUCUGCUGCCUCUGCUCAGCGAUGACACCGAUCUGGCCGAGAUCAUGGUCGCCUGUACCGAGCACUGGCUAGACGGUGUCUCUAUCAAGAUCAAGCCCAACUUCUCCACCACAGUUAUUGCCGUCGCUGGUGGCUACCCUGGCUCCUACGCCAAGGGCAAGAAGAUCACACUCGACUCCCCCACCGAAGGCACCCUAAUCUUCCACGCAGGUACCAACCUCGUUAACGGCGAGUUGCAAACCGCUGGCGGCCGUGUCAUUGCUUCCACCGCCACUGCUUCCAGCCUCGAGGAGGCCGUUCGCAAGAGCUAUGCGGGCAUUUCCACCAUUCACUUCGAGGACAUGUUCUACCGCAAGGACAUCGCUCAUCGGGCUUUCCGCCAGCGCGAUGCCGCUGCUGCUCAGAAGGAGUCUCUUACCUAUGCCGCUGCGGGUGUCUCCAUUGAUGCCGGUAACGAUCUCGUCAACCAAAUCAAGAGCUCCGUUGCCAAGACUAAGCGUCCUGGUACUGACGCCGUGAUCGGUGGCUUCGGUGGCCUCUUCUCCCUGGCCGCCGCCAACUCUGCCUACGAUCCUAACUCCCCGACCCUGAUUGGCGCCAUUGACGGUGUAGGCACCAAGCUCAAGAUUGCCCACGCAGCUGGUGUACACAACACCGUGGGUAUUGACCUGGUCGCCAUGAAUGUCAAUGACCUGGUUGUUCAGGGUGCUGAGCCUCUCUUCUUCCUGGACUGCUACUCCUGCGGCCACCUCGAUGUGCCCACGGCCGCUGCCUUUGUCACCGGUGUCGCCGAUGGCUGUGUCCAGGCUGGCUGCGCCUUGAUUGGUGGAGAGACCGCUGAGAUGCCUGGUCUCUUUGUCGACAACACCUACGAUGCUGUUGGUGCCGCCGUUGGCGCCAUCAACACGACGGGCCCUAACGCUCGGCCUAUUCUUCCCGAGACCGCCGCCAUGAAGGCCGGUGAUGUGCUGCUGGCCCUGGCCUCCUCGGGACCCCACUCCAACGGCUACUCGCUGGUUCGCAAGGUCGUCGAACGCUCCGGCCUCAGCUACGACGCUGCCGCCCCCUUCACCAUGCCCUCCGCCACGGGACCCCAGACCCUCGGUCAAGCCCUCCUUACCCCUACUCGCAUCUAUGUGAAGCCCCUCCUCAAGGCCCUCUCUAUCCCCUCCGCUACCCCUGCCGUUCCCAACUCCUCCGCUAUCAAGGGUCUCGCUCACAUCACCGGUGGCGGUCUCGUGGACAACGUUCCCCGCAUGUUGCCCUCCACCUUGACCGCACACAUCAACGUGGCGAGCUGGAAGCUUCCCUCCGUCUUCGCCUGGCUUAAGCAGACCGGCAAUGUCGAGGCAAUUGAAAUGGCCCGCGCCUUCAACUGCGGUAUCGGUAUGGUCAUCGCCGUCGAGAAGGGCUCCGAGGCGGCCGUCAAGGACCUCCUCCAGAAAGAGGGUGAGGCCGUCUAUGAGAUCGGUGAGCUCAAGGCCAGAACCGAGGGCGAGGAGGGAUGUGUCCUUACUGGAUUGGAGAGCUGGGAUGCCUAAACUAUUUUGAAAUGAUUUAUACCAAUUGCUUUGAACUUUUUCUCUUUUUUUUUCCCUUCUAAACCUGAAUGAAAAGUGUCAGCUAUUCUUUUCCAUGCACCACCGUCGUCCCCAGGAUCAUGCUUAGACGAGGAUGGACAUUUUUUUACGAUUUAGUGCACCGGAGCACUAUUUGAUUGAGUCCUUGAUGUAUCUACGAUCUCCCUGCACAUAUAUGUACCUCUCACCCCUACGAGAGUGUCUGAUUUGCUUGAUUUCCUCAUGAAUGUGUCUUCAACUUUCUUGAUUUCAUUUCUUUACCCACGAGAGAAUAUACCACGAGACAAUUCUACCCAC